Messenger RNA from Mangifera indica (mango), 940 nucleotides. RefSeq names its product nuclear transcription factor Y subunit B-9-like. The transcript has 2 exons. NCBI's taxonomy places the organism in Eukaryota, Viridiplantae, Streptophyta, Magnoliopsida, Sapindales, Anacardiaceae. Gene Ontology annotation, biological process: regulation of transcription by RNA polymerase II. Gene Ontology annotation, molecular function: RNA polymerase II cis-regulatory region sequence-specific DNA binding; protein heterodimerization activity; DNA-binding transcription activator activity, RNA polymerase II-specific. Gene Ontology annotation, cellular component: CCAAT-binding factor complex. The coding region runs from base 45 to 752 and encodes 235 amino acids. The record is from RefSeq and is a predicted model, not a curated record.
GUGCCCAUUCAGAAAAAGAGAAUUUCAAUUAAUAGUGAGAAGCUAUGGAACGUGAAGAUGGAUUCAAUCAGUUUCCCAACAAGCUUGCUAGAACAAGCUCUGCCUUGAACAUUCAUUCAGGAAAUGACAACACUGCCACCGCCGCCAUCAAUACCGCCGCCGUCAAUAAUAAUGUUGUCAACAUUAACGACAACAAUAACCCGGCUGAGCAAAAACCACCAUGUGUUGUACGCGAACAAGAUCAAUUCAUGCCCAUUGCUAACGUUGUACGCAUCAUGCGCCGUGCGCUCCCUCCACAUGCCAAGAUAUCUGAUGAUGCCAAAGAGACCGUUCAAGAAUGUGUUUCUGAAUUCAUUGGCUUCCUCACUGGAGAAGCAAAUGAACGCUGCCAUAAUGAGUUGCGUAAGACCAUCACCGCUGAGGACGUCAUUUGGUCUUUGAAAAAGUUAGGUUUCGACAACUACGUUGGGCCUCUCACUCUGUACAUGAAGCGUUAUCGUCAGAAUGAGAAUCAACGUAAUUCUGCACCCAAAGAGCCGAAUGUGGGGCCUCAAGUAGCGGAGUAUCGACAGAUUGGGAUGCCUGGGGUUAAUGAGCCUGUGCCUGUCUAUGACAACAUGGUUCCCGGUCAAAGCUUUUUCGAUCCUUACUCUGGAUUGUACUACGGGGACUCAUCUGGUUCAAGCUCUGGGGGUGGACUCAGUUCUCAGAAUAACAUGCCUGAUUCUGAUCCAUCCGCUCACUUCAACUGAUUGUAGCAAAAGUUGAGCAAUGGGAUUUUGAAUAAAGAAGUUAUAUUUCCGUUAUUUUUACAAUAAUCUAUAGGGAGUGCAUAUGGCCUCCCUACUUUAUGUCUUUUGAAACAGAUGAUAUAAAAGUCGGUUUCUCUUGAACUUUUCUCUUUGUUCUGCUUCAAAAUAUAUUUUUUAGUUAGUUUGAA